AUGCGGUUGCGCAUUCAAACACAAAACCCGUUACCCCCGUUGAAAGCAUGGUUUACACCAGACGUACAGGAGACACCUGAAACUAUCCACGAUCUCAAAGAAAACCUUUGUCGGGAGGUUCAUGUUCUUAAAAAUGGAGCACUCAAAGCGGAACAAUUGACAUUGCUGCUUGAUGGGUUCGAGCUCUUGGACGACACUCCUUUUGACACUGUCGUGAGAGAUGGCGAUCUUAUUUGCAUUAAAUCAAGACCAUUGGAUCGUACAGCGAACUCUAAAGUGGCUUUGGGGGGCGAGCAAGAAGUUCCUCGUGGGCUGAAGAGGAAGCGUUCGAUUAGUGUGCGCGAACCAACCGUAACUUUGUCAAAAAAGCGCGUAGUCAAACGCGCUGAAUCACCAGAAGAUAGCAGCUCUGAAUCGGAUUCCUCUUCUUCGUCUUCCUCCUCUUCAUCAUCGUCGUCGUCUUUAUCUUCAUCCACGUCGUCUUCAUCCUCCUCCUCUUCCACCUCCACCUCCUCUUCCUCUUCUUCUGCCUCUUCAUCACCCCCGAAGCCACAGUCAUCUAAAGCACCGAUCACUGUUGCGUCUAAAUCUAUACCCACAUCAGGCCAGACCGCCACUUACCACACUCCUCCGGGCUUUGGAAAGCCUGCUACCCACUCAAGAAACCAGCGCCGUCGGAAAAAGAGAGAAUUAGAAAAGGCCGCCGCUCUUGCUGCAAAUGCUCCGCCGAAAGGCAGCUCAGAUGCUAACUCACUGCCGUUAGGGCAACCAAGGACACGAAACGAGCCUGCUGCCGCAGGCCCCGUGGUCCAGUCUACGCCUACGCCCGCUCCUCAACCAGCGCGCGUUGAAGACGUGCAAGAAAAAACUCCCAUUAGGAGCGAAGAUGCGAGCUCCAGGAGCACCCCGGUCUAUAUCACCAAAGAUCAAGUCAUGAUGGGCUCACUGCGAAACAAAAACAAAAAGAAGGGGUUCAAACUUUCCAUGGCCAAUCCUAUUCCUCAAAAAAUCGUAUUCUCCGCUGAGACGUCUGCAGGCACAGCCCCGAAGGACAUCGUGGCUCAGAAUGAACCACCGGCACCUGCGAUGGACGUGGAUUCUUCCCCGCAUCGACCUCCUCCGAAGGCUGCCCGGCCGCCACCGCGCCUUGUUCCUCCAUCCGAACUACAAGACGCGGGGCUGCUCCCUCCCAACAUGUUCGUGACGAGCGUAGAUGUCGAGGCUGGCAUGUGGGAUAACAUCAGCGCUGAACAGCAAUCGUCAAAUAAACGCAAGAACCGCAAAAAGGCUGCCAAAUCGCGAAAUGAAGACGAGUAUUAUACCCGGGACGAUUGGUACGCCCGAGAUGAAUCUUUCGCUGAAGACUAUUCCUCUGUGGCGCUGCCAUACUCGGAGGAGGUCGAGGCGGAUUCAAAUAGUAAAUACCCGUCGACAUCAGAUCACUUUGACUGGGAGCAAGCAGAGCAGGUCUGGGACAAAAGUGCGGUUGUAUCCAGCUCUGAGCAGCUAGUAAUUGGUGCCAUUGUCGGUUGGAAGGAACUUGCCAUGAAUCCUCAAACACUAUCACCAGAAUUUUUGCUGAGCGCUGCGAAGAUCAUCCGCGUUGAAGCGCCUACCACUCCUACACCAUCAGGGCACCAAAUAUCAGUAGCAGUUCGAGCUAUACCUCGUUCUGGAUCGAGUCAGGCAGCCUUGUCUUUUGGUCUUGCUGGAGAUUGGGAUGCAGACGGAGAAGGGGAGGGUAGUUUGGGUGAAGAAGAGAUUCUUUCAUGGGCUGAGGGAAUGGAACCCCAGUGGCGCAUUCUAAAAGGUCUGGAUUGA
Molecule: messenger RNA, 1821 nt
Organism: Psilocybe cubensis
Lineage: Eukaryota; Fungi; Basidiomycota; Agaricomycetes; Agaricales; Agrocybaceae
Exons: 4
Coding region: 1-1821 (606 amino acids)
Source: RefSeq, a predicted model, not a curated record